UGGGUUCUAGGUUCCCCAGUGGAGUUAGUAGACCUGGGUUCUAGGUUCCCCAGUAAGUGUGUGGGCCUGAGUUUUAGGUUCCCCAGUAAGUGUGUGGGCCUGAGUUCUAGGUUCCCCCGUGGUUUAGUGGGCCUAGGUUCUAGGUUCCCCAGUGAAUGUGUGGGCCUGAGUUCUAGGUUCCCCAGUCAGUGUGUGGGCCUGAGUUCUAGGUUCCCCAGUAAGUGUGUGGGCCUGAGUUCUAGGUUCCCCAGUAAGUGUGUGGGCCUGAGUUCUAGGUUCCCCAGUGAGUGUGUGGGCCUGAGUUCUAUAGGUUCCCCAGUGGAUUAGCGGACCUGGGUUUUCUAGGUUCCCCAGUGGAGUUAGUAGACCUGGGUUCUAGGUUCCCCAGUGAGUCUGUGGGCCUCUAUUUUAGGUUCCCGCAGUGAGUAUUUGGAGGUUUCUACAAGUAGUUUAUUCAUCUACAGUUUACUGGUCUUUUAUUGAGCCAAACUGUAUUAGUUAUUGUCUGGUGUUUGUGUGCAUGGCUACUCCUGCCUCAAAGACCUUGCACCUCUCAAGGACAAGGAGACAGUGAGGUCAGGAGCCUCUUUCUCUGCAGUCCAGUCCCACUGGGAGUGGUCGGGAGUGUUGUCAUGCCCCCCUUUGGGGGGCCGUCUCCCCGGGACCCUGGUGGGGCCAAUACGAUU
Molecule: messenger RNA, 686 nt
Organism: Geodia barretti
Lineage: Eukaryota; Metazoa; Porifera; Demospongiae; Tetractinellida; Geodiidae
Source: the annotation of a GenBank genome assembly